Pogona vitticeps (central bearded dragon) is the source of this 1907-nucleotide messenger RNA. The record is from RefSeq and is a predicted model, not a curated record. NCBI's taxonomy places the organism in Eukaryota, Metazoa, Chordata, Lepidosauria, Squamata, Agamidae.
UGAUCUCCUUUCCCCCCUAGGAAACGGAGCUAAAAGGGGUUCCACGAUGAACGAUGCAGAGGAGAACCAGUUUGGCUCAGUGGAAGAAGAGCGGCGCUACUGGAAGGAGCUGGCCGCCAAAUAUAAAGAAUGCGCCGAGAACGCCCAGGACGAACUGCGGGAAUUCCAGGAAGGCAGCCGGGAAUACGAAGCUGAGCUGGAGAUGCAGCUGCAACAGGUGGAGACACGGAAUCGAGACCUCCUUGCAGACAACAACCGCCUGCGGAUGGAGAUCGAGUCCGUUAAUGAGAAGAUCUCGGCCCAUCACUCGGAAGGGCACCAGCAGAUCUCGGCUCUGGAGGAGGAACUGGCCCGAACGAAAGCCGUCAAGGACCAGCUGCAGAAAUACAUCCGGGAGCUCGAACAGGCCAACGACGACUUGGAAAGAGCAAAGAGGGCCACCAUCAUGUCUCUGGAAGAUUUUGAGCAGCGGCUGAACCAGGCCAUCGAGAGGAACGCCUUCCUGGAGAGCGAGCUGGACGAGAAGGAGAACCUGCUGGUGUCGGUGCAGCGUCUGAAGGACGAAGCCCGAGAUUUGCGUCAAGAACUGGCCGUGCAACAGAAACAAGAGAAACCGAAGGCAGCGGUCGAAGCUCCGCCGGAAACCGAACGUGCGGAUACAGCCGUACAAGCCACCUUUUCUGCGUCUUCGACACCCGCCACCUACUGGGGGUCUGGGCUUGGGAGGAGCACCCCAGGAACAGCCAGAAGGGGUUUUGAGGACAGCUACUGUGGAACCCCGCUUACGCCCGCAGCCCGAAUUUCGGCGCUCAACAUUGUGGGAGACCUUCUCCGGAAGGUUGGGGCCCUGGAAUCCAAAUUAGCCUCAUGCCGAAACUUCGUCUAUGACCAAGCUCCAUACCCAGCCUGUUUGGGCAGAGAGGCUUUUGAGAGGCGGCUGAGCGGUCCCUGCAUUUCCCAAGGGUUGCCAAAGCGGCUGGAGUUAGGGAUGCGGCCGUCCAGCCUCGCAGGGUCGGUGGGCCUUCCCCCACAAGGGGUGGUCCAGAUGCUUCUCUGAUGUUUUCCUCUGCGUGGGAAUCCGUUCCUUUGUCCCCGUUUUUAACAGACUACUAACACUCCUGCUCACCUGGGAUGAAGAGAGGAUGGUGGGAGAGAAGAGGACCGUGGAACGGCAGCUGUACGAGGGGCCGAGGGACUCUGCGCCAUCCCGUCGGACUGGCUUUGGUCUCCCCCCUACUUCCUGGGGAUGCUGGGCUAUAGAACGACCGUUGUUCAGUCCAGCACACCGUGCCAGCGAGGAGGGACAGCAGGAGAGAAGAGGUUUUGCCACGUAAUACCCGAGUGAACCUGGAGGGGCAGAUCCAGAACCGCUGAGGCCGGAGUUAAGCUGAAAAACACAGCUGGUGGAGCAAAAGCCGCUGCCUAGAGAAAAAGGCCCAAGGGACAUGAAGAUUGGGGGGGGCAGAGGGGCCCAGCGUGGCGUUUUGUGGAUAGCGAUAUUUGGCCGUGAUGUCACGUGAACCAGAACGUCCUGGCGGUGCCCGUUUUGCUUUGACUCCUGGGGGAAGAGCCGAGCCGCCUCGCCUGCCCAGCCCUUUCUCGCUCGGUGCCUUAGGAGCGAAGCCUCGCACCUGUCUCUUCUCUCCUGGGCGACGGUGGUUAGGAACCAGCACGUUCCCUGAAAGCCGUCCAUGGGGGGAAAACUCCCGCAUUUGUAAAAGCGCCUGCCCUACGGACCCUCUCCGUGCUUCCUGGUGUGGGUUUCGCUUGUCUCAUGUAACUCUUUGGGUCUCUUAAGGAUUUUGUUAAGGAGGGUUUUGUGCUACAGAGAGGGUGGGGGUGCAUCUCUGGAGAUGCUGGCGUCGGCUGCAGAAGAGUGAAGCGGAGUGUUGGCCCAUUGGGGCCGU